CUUCGGAAACCCUAGCGCCUUCUCUUCUUAGUCCCUCAGUAGCAGUCGAAGAUGCCGCCGAAGUUCGAUCCCACUCAGGUUGUGGACGUCUACGUCCGAGUCACCGGCGGCGAGGUCGGCGCGGCGAGUUCGCUCGCUCCGAAGAUCGGUCCUCUCGGUCUCUCCCCAAAGAAGAUCGGAGAAGACAUUGCCAAGGAGACCGCCAAGGACUGGAAGGGCCUCCGCGUCACCGUCAAGCUCACCGUUCAGAACCGCCAGGCCAAGGUCUCCGUUGUCCCCUCCGCCGCCGCUCUUGUCAUCAAGUCCCUCAAGGAGCCGGAGCGCGACAGGAAGAAGACAAAGAACAUUAAACAUAAUGGCAACAUCUCUCUCGACGAUGUGAUCGAGAUAGCCAAGAUCAUGCGGCCCAGAUCGAUGGCGAAGGACCUCUCCGGGACCGUGAAGGAGAUCCUCGGCACUUGCGUCUCCGUCGGGUGUACGGUCGACGGCAAGGAUCCCAAGGACUUACAGCAGGAAGUGACGGACGGAGAUGUCGAAAUUCCGCAGGAUUGAGCUGGUCAGCCGAUUGCCCCCGCUUCCGUGAGAGAAAAAACCUUAUUUGUUUUUUCCUUUUUUUUUUUUUUUUUUACUUCAUUUCCUUUCUUUUGGGUUUAGAUACUUCGGGUUUUGUUUAAUUUAUGCGCUUUUUAGAUGAUUUGGAAAACUCAGAACUCGCUUUCGUAAGAUGAUUACAAUCACUAUUUUGAAGGUAAUUAGAUAAAUUUGGGAGA
This is a messenger RNA of Morus notabilis, 770 nucleotides long. RefSeq names its product 60S ribosomal protein L12. The transcript has a single exon. Bases 52 to 552 code for a protein of 166 amino acids. Gene Ontology annotation, molecular function: large ribosomal subunit rRNA binding; structural constituent of ribosome. Gene Ontology annotation, cellular component: cytosolic large ribosomal subunit; ribosome. NCBI's taxonomy places the organism in Eukaryota, Viridiplantae, Streptophyta, Magnoliopsida, Rosales, Moraceae. Gene Ontology annotation, biological process: translation. The record is from RefSeq and is a predicted model, not a curated record.